This is a messenger RNA of Hyaena hyaena (striped hyena), 1128 nucleotides long. It is a transcript of the gene SFTPD, whose product is annotated as surfactant protein D. The coding region runs from base 1 to 1128 and encodes 375 amino acids. The record is from RefSeq and is a predicted model, not a curated record. Lineage: Eukaryota; Metazoa; Chordata; Mammalia; Carnivora; Hyaenidae. The transcript has 7 exons.
AUGUUUCUCCUCCCUCUCUCCGUGGUGAUCCUGCUCACACAGCCCCUGAGGUCACUGGGAGCAGAAAUGAAGACCUAUUUCCAGAGAACCGCAGCCAACGCCUGCACCCUGGUCAUGUGUAGCCCCAUGGAGAAUGGCCUGCCUGGUCGCGAUGGACGGGAUGGGAGAGAGGGCCCCCGGGGCGAGAAGGGGGACCCAGGUUUGCCAGGAGCCGUCGGGAGAGUGGGGACGCCUGGCCCAGCUGGCCCAGUUGGGCCCAAAGGGGAGAAUGGCUCCGCCGGAGAGCCAGGACCAAAGGGAGCCUCCGGAGCCCUUGGACCUCCGGGACCUCGAGGUAUGCCUGGUCCAGCUGGCAGAGAGGGUCCCUCAGGGAAGCAGGGGAACGUAGGACCUCAGGGCACACCAGGCCCCAAAGGAGAGGCUGGGCCCAAAGGAGAAGUGGGUGCCCCCGGCAUGCAGGGCUCUACAGGGACGAGAGGCCCCCCAGGGGUUAAAGGAGAGAGAGGUGCCCCGGGUGAGCGUGGAGCCCCUGGAAAUGCUGGGGCGGCGGGGCCUGCUGGAGCCACAGGUCCGCCAGGACCUCCAGGUGCCAAAGGGCCCCCAGGACCAAAGGGUGACAGAGGCGCUCCUGGAGACAAAGGAGCAAAGGGAGAGAGCGGGCUUCCCGACAUCACUGCUCUGAGGCAGCAGGUGGAGGCCUUACAUGGACAGGUUCGACUCCUCCAGAAUGCCUUCUCUCAGUAUAGGAAAGUGGAGCUCUUCCCCAAUGGCCGAGGUGUCGGGGAGAAGAUCUUCAAGACAGGAGGUUUUGAGAAGACUUUUGAGGACGCACAGCAGGUGUGUAAACAGGCGGGGGGACAGAUGGCCUCCCCACGCUCUGCAGCCGAGAACGACGCCCUGCAGCAGCUGGUCACAGUUGAGAACAAGGCUGCUUUCCUGAGUAUAACCGACAUCAAGACGGAGGGCAAGUUCAUCUACCCCACAGGGGAGCCCCUGGUCUAUUCCAACUGGGCCCCAGGGGAGCCCAACAACAAUGGCGGCGCAGAGAACUGUGUGGAGAUCUUUACCAACGGCAAGUGGAACGACAAGGCCUGCGGAGAACAGCGCCUGGUGGUCUGCGAGUUCUGA